AUGGAGAAGCAGGUUGUGAGGCUGCGAAAGGCGUACCCAAAUACUCUGUUGUUGUUCGAAUGUGGCUAUCGUAUGCGCAUUUUUGGCAAAGAUGCCGAGAACGCUGCUGCGGUGUUGGACAUUCGAGCCCAGCAGCAUAAAAACUUCCUGGAGACGUCGGUGCCGGUGCAUCGGACGCUGUUUCAUGCUCGAAGAUUAGUCCACGCGGGGUUUAAAGUUGGCGUUGUAAAGCAGAUGGACUCGGUCGCCAUGCGAGCAGUUAACAAAGCGCCAGGUGCACAACGCAAACCUCUGGAGAGAUGUGUGACAGACAUUUAUACUCGAGCGACGAUUCCAGAGCUAGAAAAUUGUGGAGAUGACAGCGAAGAGGAGGACACAAUUGCAAGGUUUAUUGCCUGUAUUGUGGAAGAAACGAUACAUUCGAAGCCCUUCUUUUCGCAGUCAAUGCACGAGGUCGAUGAAGAAACGAAAAGGAGUCCGGUCUUCUCCGAAGAUGUGCGCAUUGGCAUUUUCAUGCACGACAUUCACACAGGCGAAUCCAAAUUUGACGAAUUCGAAGAUGAUGGCAAGCGGCAACGCCUACAGCGCACACUGGAAACCCUCGACCCAGUGGAGUUUGUGUUACCAGCAGGUCGACUCAGUGCGUACACUGAGCAAAUAGUGGAUACCUUUGUGGCAAUUUCAGACGAGACUUCAGUUAUAGACGAUCGAAAAGCCACUGUCCGCAUGGAACGGAUACCUAACGAGGCUUUUGAUUACUCGGCUGCUAAGGAGACGUUCACGCGCGCUUUCCAUGAAGCUGGAUCGGAGUACACUACUACAGUUGCGUACCCAAAUCUGCCGAAAAUGUGCGUCUGCUGCUUUGGAGGAAUGUGGCAAUAUCUAUCUUCGCUGGGUACUGCGCAGACGCUCAUUGCACCGACCUAUACAAGUUUAUCCAGCCCAACAUCGACUUUUGCAGGGCAAUUUCACCUUCCAACGGAAGCCUAUCGAGACCUCGACCUCUUCGUCAACUCGACAACCAAGCGCGGCGUGGGCUCCCUCCUGUCGAUUCUAAACCACACCAAAACCAGUGCUGGUGCAAGGAAGCUUCGUGACUGGAUUCGCUCUCCUUUAGUCGACGUACAAGAGAUCGCGGCACGUCAAAAGACGAUCGAGAGCUUAGCGUUCCCUUCUGGGUCGUUAUCUACGGAAUCAAUCCCACACCGACUGGCGUAUGAGGAGUUGACGACGACCAUUUUACCUCGUAGCAAGCAUCUGUUGAAGUAUCUACAGCAGGUUCAUCUCGGCAAGGCGACACCCAGUCAAGCCGUCGGAGCGCUCCAGAUUCUACAGGAUCUGGAAGAUCAUAUCCACGGAUUAAAAGCAACGUUCGCUUCCAUAACAGACGUAGAUCAAACUACAGUUCUAGAUCGGCUUCUAGAAGGCUAUCCGACACUGCAAGCUCGUCUCACGCCGCUUCUAGACGAGGUGGAUGUCAAAUAUGCACAACCCUCGCUAGCACGAAAGUAUCGAGCGUUCACGCGAGAGCUCGAGACACUCGCGCGUGAGUACGAUGCCGUGCUGGUGACGUGCAGAAGUGCUCUCAGAGACCCUUUGUUAGAGUACUCUACGUUCAGAGGAGGCUCGUUGAGUGACAUCCACCAUCUGAUCGAAGUUAAGCGUUCAGAUCUUCACGUUGUGCCUCAAGACUGGCUGGUAGUGAAUUCCACUACGCAACUCGUCCGGUUCCACCCGAAACAGAUCAUCCAGCUUCAUAUUCAGGAAGAGUUUGUCAAACAACAGAAAGAGCAGCUGGUUCGAGCUUUAUGGAGACAGUUUGUGAGUGAGGUGGACGCCCAAGUGUACGUGACUGGGAUGGCCUGUGUGGACAUUCUAGCGAACCUGGACGCCUUGUGUUCGCUGGCUACAGUGGCUCAGAGUUACCCAAACUAUACGAAGCCUCAGUUUGUGGACGAUGACGUCGUCACAUUAGAGAUCAACGAUGGGCGUCAUCCGAUUAUUGAAAUGUUGCUGGAAGGAUCGUCGUAUAUUAGCAAUUCCGUGUUGAUAUCGAGUACGGCCGGGUCUUUGAUGGUUGUGUCGGGUCCGAAUAUGGGGGGCAAGACCAGUCUGCUUCGCAUGUGUGCGCUCGUGGUGAUUCUCGCUCAAAUCGGGUCAUUUGUUCCAGCGUCAAGUGUGCGGUUGUCUGUGUUCGACGGGGUCUACACGCUCAUGCAUCGCAGUACAAGCAAAUACUCGUCGUGCGCCCAAGAAUUGACAACGCUGGGGUCCAUCUCGCGUAACGCUACGAAGAACUCACUCGUUCUUAUAGACGAGAUUGGCUUUGGAAUGGCUGCUCAGUAUGCAGAAGCUGUGGCGGUGGGGCAGAUGACGUACCUAACUGACACAGCCGGAUGCCUCGUGGUGUUUGCCACGCAUCUUACUGCAGCGACGGAGAAACUGCUAGCUCGUUUGGGCGAUAAAUGCCAGACAAGACAGUUGGAGUAUCACUUUUACGACCAGGAAGAGGCCGACGCGCACACGGAGAUUCAAGACGUGGUGACGUUCCAUUACGUGCUUAAAGACGGGGUAGCGAGUGACAGUGUCGCUAUCGAGACGGCCAGACGUGCCGGUAUUGCGUCUGCUAUACUAGCGCGGGCUACAGAGUUGAUAGGUAGUCUAUAA
Messenger RNA from Phytophthora infestans T30-4, 2667 nucleotides. Its product is annotated as DNA mismatch repair protein Msh3, putative. The record is from RefSeq and is a predicted model, not a curated record. The transcript is spliced from 7 exons. Gene Ontology annotation, cellular component: nucleus. Gene Ontology annotation, biological process: mismatch repair. Lineage: Eukaryota; Oomycota; Peronosporomycetes; Peronosporales; Peronosporaceae. The coding region runs from base 1 to 2667 and encodes 888 amino acids. Gene Ontology annotation, molecular function: ATP binding; ATP-dependent DNA damage sensor activity; mismatched DNA binding.